AUGUGGGUCAUUUCAAGCAGAAAGUGCUUUCUAAUUGCAAUGCUAUUAGCAGCUUUGGGUGUUAUGGGGUCAGUGGACGGGAGAUCGUCUUGGCUUUACCGGAGACCUGAAUAUAGGCGAUCACGUUCUGCAGUAGAUGCGCCCAAUGAGUCAGAACAGCAUUCCAGACCUAUAAGUGGGAAUGUGCUGGAUAGCAGUGAAGGUGGGCAAAGUAAGCAAGUGAGUGGCGAAGCUGAGGGGAAGGACGAUGGAAGUGAUACGAGGGGCGAUUCUCUUGCAUCAGACGAAGAGAAAUCCGUCGAACAAAUAAGUUCUGUGGAAGACGUCUUCCCUCCAGGACAGGGCCAGGACGGACAAGACGUCCCAAGUUUUCAUAACGCUCAAGGCGGAAAGAUUGACUUUUGGAACAAUAUUCUAAAUAAAGUUAAUGGCGCAGCGACGAAGGUGUACACAAUUGCGAAAGGGGCAUUUGGAUCGGUCGUGUGCCUCUUACGUGGGUGCAGGAGUAACGGGAUAGGAGGAGGGGAGGGCGUUACCACGGGUGCAAGUGGCGAUAGUGAAUAUGUCACAACGGAAAGUGGUUAUGUCGCCACUGAAGAACCCGGUUAUGCAGGUGAGGUGUCGGAAGCCGCAGUGGAAACUGGGGGGCAAGAGGGGCCAGUUGGUGAACUUCCAGUCGCAGAAGAGGAAGUAACGACUGAAAAUAUGCCAUAGGAGGAAGUUGCGACUAAAGCUUCAAUUUUGGAUUAAUGUGUUGAGGAAAUUUAUGUGAGGAACUGUGUAUAUUCUGCAAAAGUAUCAAGUUGACAGAUAAACCAAAUCGUUACGCCUAUUCAUAAGUAGUAAAUAUAGGACAUCGUUUGUUUGUAUACUUCGAAAAUAAAUAAUUUUACUAAAUUCACCACCUUACCGGCAAUACGUGGGUAGACGAAAGCACUGUUCCUAUUCGUAUUUAGUUAGUUAGUUACACAUGUAUGUAGUUUAUCCAGAGACUGUUACAGAUAGUAUACUAAUUUAUAAAUAUGAAUUUCCAUGAUAUUUUUAGGUAAGUAAAAUAUAUGUGUAUGUCUAAAUUACUGACUAAAUCCUUCGUGCGUGAAAGUUUUUGUAAUGUAGAUACAUUUAUCACUGACUUAAGUAUUACUAUUUGUUAAUGUUUUGCUUUUUGUGUUCUGAGAGUAAUUUAAGAAGGAAGAAGUAUUGAUUACCUGUGGGUGCACUAUGUAGAAUGAUUUGCCAUAAACUAUGAAAUUCAGUGACUUUGAGAUCGGUUAGAAAUUUAACAAUACAUAUUAAUAAAUAUUAUCCUAUUUUAUA
Messenger RNA from Folsomia candida, 1317 nucleotides. RefSeq lists its product as uncharacterized. The record is from RefSeq and is a predicted model, not a curated record. The transcript is spliced from 4 exons. The coding region runs from base 1 to 714 and encodes 237 amino acids. NCBI's taxonomy places the organism in Eukaryota, Metazoa, Arthropoda, Collembola, Entomobryomorpha, Isotomidae.